Molecule: messenger RNA, 471 nt
Organism: Lolium perenne
Lineage: Eukaryota; Viridiplantae; Streptophyta; Magnoliopsida; Poales; Poaceae
Source: RefSeq, a predicted model, not a curated record
AUGGCAGCUAGAGUUAGGUUUCCCCUUCUCGGCCGCCGCCGUCGUUUAUGGCCGCCUUGGCCGCCAGCAACCGCCGCCUCCGUCCCAGCACUCGUCGUCCUCUCCGUUCUCGUCCUUCUGAAGCUCUCCGCCGUCGCCGUCCCCGGCCGUCGUCGUCGCCAACAACAGCCGCCGCCGUCCCAGCACUCCUCCACCUCUCCAUUCCCGGCCUCCUGCAGCUCGCCGCCGUCGCCGUUCACGACCUCCGUGGUCGCCAGCAACCGCCACCGUCACAGCACUACUCCUCUUCAUUCCCGUCUUCCCGAUCUGGUCACCGUCGGCUGCCCGCCCCGUCGCCAGCUCCCGCCCCCCGCCGCCAGCGCCGCCCCGCCGCCGACUCCCGCCCCCGCCGCCAGCUCCGGCCCUGCUGCCAGCUCCCGCCCCGCAUCCAGCGCCUGCCGCCCCGCCCCCAGCUCUUAUUUUGAUCUGUGA